AUGCGUCAUCACCUUGUUGAGGCCCUGAAGAUUGAAUAUCUUACUAUUAAGGAUCCGCUCGUUUUAUGGAAAAACUUGAAAGAAAUGUAUGACCACCUAAAGGUGGUCUUCCUCCCAAAAGCACGGCACGAUUGGAUCCAUCUAAGGCUACAAGAUUUCAAGUCAGUUAUGAAGUACAAUUCUGCGAUGUUCAUAAUUACUUCUAUGUUAAUACUGUGUGGAGAAACGAUUAGUGAUUCUGAUAUGCUGGAAAAGACAUUCUCCACCUUUCAUGCCUCGAACGUGCUCCUGCAGCAACAAUAUCGAGAGAAAGGUUUCAUGAAGUAUUUUGAUCUGAUUGCUCAUCUUCUCGUGGCUGAACAAAACAACGAUUUGCUUAUGAAAAAUCACGAGAACCGACCUACUGGCGCUACACCACUCCCUGAAGUGAAUGAGGUGUACGCCCACUACUCUAGGCGUGGAAAAGGUCAUGGACCCAGUCAUGAUCAUGGUCAUGGUCGUGAAAAUGGUCAAGGAAGAAAUUCUUUCCCUGGUGUUAAUCAUUCAUCAAAGAAAAAUCACUACCAAAAUGGGAAAAAGAAGGAUGAGAGUCAAGAAGUACCAGAAGCACAUGGCUCAGAAAAUAAAUGCUAUCGAUGUGGUUGA
This is a messenger RNA of Lycium barbarum (goji berry), 645 nucleotides long. RefSeq lists its product as uncharacterized. Lineage: Eukaryota; Viridiplantae; Streptophyta; Magnoliopsida; Solanales; Solanaceae. Bases 1 to 645 code for a protein of 214 amino acids. The record is from RefSeq and is a predicted model, not a curated record. The transcript has a single exon.